Molecule: messenger RNA, 4527 nt
Organism: Xiphophorus hellerii (green swordtail)
Lineage: Eukaryota; Metazoa; Chordata; Actinopteri; Cyprinodontiformes; Poeciliidae
Product: von Willebrand factor A domain-containing protein 7-like
Exons: 16
Coding region: 122-2896 (924 amino acids)
Source: RefSeq, a predicted model, not a curated record
GUCACCUUCUCUAUCUGAAAGACUCCACCCUCCUACAGAAAUAAAAACAUAAAAAAUUUAGACAUUAACGCUUCAGAAACAUUGAUCUCAGGACAUCUGCCACAUCGCAGAUUUUGCUGUGAUGACUGUCUUGGCUGUGCUGUGUUUGCUGCUUCUGCAGACUGGAGCUCAUGGUUUUGGUAUAUUUAAUGGAAAGUCUCUGAGCCACCAAGCCAUCACAGAGAGAGCCGCCCUAAAUGUCACAUUGCAGGUGUGCCACAGCCUGGCUCUGUCUGAGGGCAGGGAUUUCACUUUUCCUCGUCAGCCUUUUACUGCUUCAUCUGUUGCUGCUGCCUGCGGAGCAUCAAAAUCCUUAAAAAGUUUCAUCGAAACCAUUCAGCGGAUUCAGAGGAAGAAUUGGCAAACGGACAUUAAAUAUGCCCUGAGCGCUCGUCGUCACUGUGACAACGAGGAGCUGGAUGCAGGGAAGAAGAUAAUCACAGACGGUUUAUCGGUCGUCAAGGCCUCCAAUAAGCAGCAGAACUUUGUUUCAGCAACAUCGAGCCUCGGAAGGAUUUUCCACACUUUACAGGAUUUCUACAGUCACAGUAACUGGGUGGAAAUAGGCCACAAAUUCCCAAAUACCAAUUUGAUCAAAGCGAACGCCCCUGUUGGAAACAUAGCAGCUAAAACCAGAGCAACCUGUCAGAGCUGUGCUGGAGAUGACUGCAGAAACAACAUUCGGAGCGACAUUCUGAAAAACAACAUACUUACUUCAGGAUAUUUCAGUGUGAAUCCUUUUUCCAAGCCCGCAGGAAAAUGCAGUCAUGGCGGUGUACCGGAUAGUACAAGUUUAAUGGAACCAAAAGGUGGAAUCAAUAAAGAUACGCUGGACUCCAGCCAUGGACACCUUCACUCUCAAGCAGCCAACAUGGCGAUAGCAGCAACCAGUGAGCUGCUGGAGGACGUUCGCAGUGCAGCUGGGGACAAAGCAUUCCUUGAGAUGAUGGGGCUGUUCAAAGGGAAACCGUUGUGUUUUGUGGUCGACACAACAGGAAGCAUGGGGGAUGACAUCGCUGCAGUGAAAGAGGUCACAUCCUCAAUAAUAAACAGCAAGCUGGGAACACCGGAUGAGCCGUCGGUUUAUGUUCUGGUUCCUUUCAGUGAUCCAGAUUUUGGGCCACUGAUACGGACAACAGACCCGGAAAUUUUUAAGGCCUACAUCAACUCACUGAGAGCAGCUGGAGGUGGAGAUAUUCCAGAACUGAGUCUUUCUGGACUUCAGCUAGCUCUGACUGGCGCGCCUCCCAAUUCUGAGAUCUUUAUUUUUACCGAUGCUCCGGCCAAAGACAAACACCUGAGAAACCCGGUGAUUGCACUUAUUGAGCAGACCAAAUCUGUGGUGAACUUCAUGAUAACUAAUGUUCUUGGGAUCCGUCAACAAACACCAGGAAAGGGUAACCAGCAACAAAGCUAUCGGAUGGCCAGAGCAGACGGUCAGCUGUACAGAGACCUGGCUCAGACCUCAGGAGGUCAGGCUGUCGAAGUCUCCAAAAGUAAUCUGCUGGAGGCCAUCAACAUCCUAACUGAAUCCACUAGCUCCUCUCUGGUAACCCUUCUGCAAGCUUCCAGGAAUCCUGGAAAAACUGAAAUCUUUACCUUUUCAGUUGAUGAGUCAGUGAGAAAUUUGACAAUUUACAUCACUGGAAGUAAUGUUGAGUUUACGCUCAUCGAUCCCUCAGGUGUGGUUCAAAAUGAUGUUAAUACAGCAGGAUCUUCAAUAAUUUCAUCCCAGACGGUUGGAAACCUCCACACUGUCAAGUUGCUGACGCUAGCAGGAGUUUGGGAAAUAGGAAUAGUGUCAAGCAAUCCCUACAGUCUGAAAGUUGUAGGAGAGAGCUCCAUCGACUUCCUGUUUGACUUCAUUGUGGAGUCUGACGGUCCGUUUGGAGGAUUUGAUGUAAUUGACAAUCGACCCACAGCUGGAGAAAAUGCCAGUCUGCUGGUGACUCUGUUCGGAAGCGACUCUGCCACGGUGACAGAGGUCACGCUGAUUGAAUCGUCGGGUUCUGGUCAGGUUAACGGCACCGUGGAGGCCCAGGGUGGAGGAGAAUAUAUCGUCCACUUCGACAGGAUCCCAUCGGUUGAGUUUGUUGUGCUUGUGAAGGGCCAGAACAACGACGGCGUUUCCAGAGCUUCUUCAGGGAUCUUCCAAAGACAGUCGGCCACCAGCCUGAGAGCCUCUGUUCUCACUGUCACUGCGGAUGAGUUAGACAUCGUGUUGGAGCCAGGAACGCUAAAAUCAGUUCUUUUCUCUGUGAUGACAACCGGCGAAGGAGGACGCUUCACCAUUCAAGCCACCAAUGACCAAGACCUUCCGCUGUUUUACCCAACUAAUUUACUACUGAGUGCUGGAGGUAGUGCUAACGGGACAGUGAAUGUCACAGCUCCUGCCGACACGCCGUCCGGUACCGUCGUCACUCUGACCGUUGGGGCCGUGGCUCCUGGAGGUUCAGACACCAACUAUGCUGUGCUGCAUCUCACCGUCCUUCCAAAAGUGACUGAUUUCACUCCACCAGUGUGCAAACAACUCAGCCCGCAGAACAGAUGCUUUAAAAACUGCAACCAGUUGACGUGGGAGGUCUCCGUCCAGGUGAGCGAUGGCGUUAACGGGACGGGCGUGGACAGCGUCAGUCUCAGAGAAGGCAGCGGCACGAUGAACAUCAGCACAGCAGCUGAUAAUACAACGACAGUGACGUAUGUGGCUUCCUGCUGCUCGUCUAAAAUGCAGCUGGUGGUUGUGGAUCAAGUCGGCAACGUGGAAAUCUGUAGUUUCUCUGCCGCAUCUUGGACCUCGAGAGUGGAUUACUCAGUUUUACUUUUCUUUGUCUUCACAUUCCUGAAAGUUUGCUUGUAGCCCCGGACGGUGAUCAUCAGAAUUUUCCAACUUAUGAACCAUGUUGGAAGAUUAGAUCCUAACUAAAUGUCAGCUUUUUUGGGGCUUUUCACAGAAUUGAACAGAAAAUGUAAUUUUUGAUUUCUAAACCAGUUUCUCUUACACAAAGCAACAACUAUGUCAUGUCUGAAGGUGGCACCAAUAUGGAAAUCGUCUGAACUUAAAGUUGAGUGUUACAGUUUUUUUGUUUUUUGUUUUUUAAUUCUUACGUACUAAACAAUUCAACUGUACAUCCAAUUAGAAGACCUUCUGUAAAAAUGGAAUAAACUUUAUGUAUAAGAAACACUGCACACACUUUAAAAAGUCAGGGUUUCCCCCAGUAUAUCAUAAGUCUGGCGGGCCACCAGGCUUUACUUGUGCCCCCACCACAUUAUUUAUUUAAGUCUUUUUAAAAUGUUUGCAACUUUAUAGUUGGUGUUCAGGUAUUAAUCUUCCAAUCUUUCAAUAACACAUAAUUAUCAAGUGAUUUUUUCAAAUUUCCUGUCAACUUUAAACAUUUUUAACUCAAAAACACGGCGGGCUGCUGGAUGAAAGACUGCUGUAGCACCCAACCACCAGGCUGAGCAAGUUUUCUGGAGGAAACUUUGAAAAGGUGUUCACAGUAAUAAACUUUGCAUUGAGAAUAUCUCAGGCUAUUUUAGCUCAAAGUAUUUUCAUGACAGAUUUCUUACAUGGAGGUUUUUAUAAGCUUUAUAUCAUUUUGUAGUUUUAUUUCCUCAUCAAAAACAAUGCUGCUUUGAUUCUUUCAUGCAUGUUUGAGGAAUCCUUGAAUCUCCUGUGGCAGCCAAUAGGGGAUGCUUUAACUCCAGCUCAUACAAUACGUCGCGCCUUUUCCAUAUAGUUGAGCUUCCACCUCACAAAGCAUCCCUCUCCUGCAACUUCCCACUCUGCUCCUCUAGACUAGUUGCAGCAACGAUUAGCUAACGCCUGGCUGAACUCUGAAUCUGCUUAGGUCAUCACAGCAUGUACUUCUCAGAGCGGAAAACAAUCACCCGGCUUCUUGUCAACCAACCGAUCUGGUCCAUGUUCACGACCAGAUGGAUUCCUAGAUGAUCAGAUAAGUUGAAGCAGAAAGUUUCAACACGCCAAGCAGGAGAAACGUGAUCUUGUCUCUAUUAUCAGAUAUGAAAGGAACACUGAAUUUCCGUGAUCCUGCUUUCCAAUUCAGAAAAAGACUGUAAUUUAUAAUAAAAUAAUCAGUUAAUAUUUUUAUUAAAGCUGAAAAAAACUAUACAAGUAGAUUUAGUUCUGGAGAAGUCGGAUGUGGAGGUGAACGGUUCAGUAAUUUCAAGUUUUUCUUGCUUCAUGACAAAUAGAUUCGUCUUUUUACAAGAUGAUAAAAUUUAAUAUUUAGCUUACCAAAGAGUUUUAACUUCUGUCACUCUAAUGCAUAAUGUUUUUCUGUCAUAUAUUGUGGCUAAAACACCAGGUGGACUGAACAUGUGCAUCAUAUUGCAAAUGCAAUUCAAAUAGCGCUGCAAUGAUCCUACUUAUCCUUAUGCUAUACACUUCCAUUUUUUGGUUUUAAUUUAAUUAAUAUAAAUUAAAUGUUUUUAAUUUAAUGUGUUUUAUUAAACCUUCUUAAAACCACA